This is a messenger RNA of Schistosoma spindalis, 3680 nucleotides long. The record is from the annotation of a GenBank genome assembly. NCBI's taxonomy places the organism in Eukaryota, Metazoa, Platyhelminthes, Trematoda, Strigeidida, Schistosomatidae.
UAUACACUGUGACGGUUUUCAGGCAUAUUAUGUUUUUUCAACAUGACUGCAUUUAUGUACCGUUUUGUUCAUUAAUUUUUCCUACAGUCACAAAGCAUUUGUUAAAUAUGUUGAAGUGUAGUGUGAAGUUUAAACAAACGGCUGUUUGUUUAGGAUAUAUGUACUGUAAUGUUUGGGCGAUAAGUCAUUCAGUAUUCCUGAUAACGGCCUCUGUAAUUUAAAGUUAGGCUUAUAGGUACAACAUACGCUCGGAGUUUACCAACACCUUCACAUGUAACAUUUUUUUAAUUGAAGGAUACCAAUCCAGUUGAAUCAGAAGUUGGAAAUGAAGGUGUUCAUAGACAUCCUUCGAAAGCUAAUGAAAUGUCGAGAAGUAUUUGGUUUAAUCUGGAUAGUACUUGCAAAGGAUGAGUAGCACAUAGUACACACUCGUGAUUUGGUGCAAGUGAGCAACCAAACGUCUUCAGCUAAGAUAUGUUCAGUAAAACCAACUAGGUCAGCAUCAAUGUCAAAGAUUUACAGAACUAUAUAUCUUAGGAAUUUAUUUGCUACCAUAGGUCCUGACUGGUUAUAACAGUAAAACUUAAUUACCUUUGGUCAAAGUUCUUUUAAGGGAUCCAGAAGGAAAGUUUUGGCCGAUAUCUAUCUUCUGCUAAUCUGUCAUCCAACACCAUGUGAACAGGUAGCUUUUCUAUCCUUACCAAAAUAAUAGGCCUUAAGUGUUCAGUUUGCCAUGAUGAUGUGGAGCAGGUAAUAAGUACAGUAAAAAGUAAGAGCCAGAGAAGUGUAGUUAUCAUAUACACUGAUAUUUAAAUACCGCUUCAAAAAACAUUCAUAAUUAACUGCCACACUUACGUAACAACAAAAUUGUUAAUUUUAUCUGUCUGAACAAUAUCCAACGUUAUUUAAGUACUAUAAUUUCCACUUUGUUUAUAAACCAAUUGGCGUAAUACAAACAUUUUUAUAAGUUUAUUUUACAGAAAUGCAGCCAAAUGUUCGCACGUCUUAUGAUGUCUGUAUUCUACCGAUUCCUCGUCAAAUUCAGUGCACGCUUUAUUUGAACGAACUUGGAAUAUGUGUCGUACCAAAGCACUCUACUUUGCCCAACAAAAUGCAUAUUCACAAGAACCUCGUAAUUGGGUGCAAGAAAGAAAUUAUAUUAAGAAGUAAGAAGAAGCAAAAUACAUGUCUAAAAAUGAGUUAUUAUAAAACAAAAAAAGUGUACGAAAAGAAAAAAAAAUUACAAAUACUUGAAGAAACAAGUCUUAGUAUACUUUUUUCAUCUGAUCAAGAGGCCUCCGAAUGCAUGAAAGCAAUGGAAUUUUUCUUCAAAAGUGCAAACUCAGAUGACGCUAAACCUUAUUUAGUUUUAAUAAAUCCUAAAAGUGGAUCAGGGAAUGCUCUAAAUGGUUUUAACUUCGAAAUUUCUCCCAUUUGGAAACAAAUGAAUGUUCCAUAUGAAUUAUUUUGUACAGAAUAUUCAGGCCAUGCAGAAAAUUUUAUCAAAAAUUUACCAAAAGCUAAUCUUUUACGUUAUCGUGCAAUAGUUACGUGUUCAGGUGAUGGACUAGUGUAUGAAGUAAUUAACGGAUUCAUAUCAAGAAAAAAUUAUGAUGUGGUCAUUGAUGAGAAUACAAUACCUGUUGGGAUUCUACCAGGAGGUAGUGCUAAUUCAACUGCCGCUUCAAUUUGUUAUCAUUCUGGUCUACUAGGCAAAUCAUCACUUUUAUCACACUGUGGCUUUCUGUUAACAUUACCAAUUGAAAAUUUACAAAAUAACCAAUCUAAAGAAGUUAACGAGCAAAGUGAAAAUUACAGUUUUACUUUACCACUUUUACCGUGUAUCAGUCCUAUGAGUGGUAUACACUUUGGAACAUGUGACAGAAAUUUUCAUCGAUAUGGUAUUCAAAGUAUUGAAUGGGGUUUCAUUGCUGAUUUGGACUACAAAAGUGAACGACUUCGUUGGAUGGGUGAAAAAAGAUUUCUACUUUAUGCAUGUUACUACCUUAUGAAGAAACCAAUAUAUCGUGCUAAAUUAUCAUACUUACCGUUUGAUAAUGUACUAUAUCAAAAAAAUAAGUAUAAAAAUGAUGAACCGGUUGAAAAAUCUUCUGUACCACCAACGGCAUGUGAAAAUCCAAGUGAUUUUAAAGAUAAAUUAAACGUAUCUCCUACACAGAUCAAAAAGUCUUGUCAAUCCUGGUCAUUUCUACCAGAAACUAACCAACCUAUUUCUAAUCACCAAGAUAAAUGGGUCACUUUAGACAAAAAGUUCGUUACAAUAUUAGUAACAAAUCACUCUCAUAUAACAUCUAGUACUGUAAUGUAUCCGGAUGCUCAUAUCAGUGACCCAUAUUUAACUUUAUUAAUUCUUCAUGAAAACACAACAAGAUUUGAUUUGUUAGCUUUGGGACGAGCAAUUUCAAAUGGUCAAGGCCUACAAUCAACAUCAAACAUGGAUAUUGUAAAAAUUUGUGCUCUACGAAUAGAACCACAUUCUAAAGAUUCAGUCAUCACAAUGUUGGACGGAGAGCUCAUGCCUUCAGGCACAUUUCAAGCGGAAGUUAUCCCAGGAAUUUUAAAUAUUAUUUCAGGUACCAAAGUUGUAUGAACUCCAUAUUAUUUCAGAAUUUGAUUUUAAUUGUUUGAAACGAAUCAGAACUUAAUCAACGACUUAUUUUUCUUUUCUAAUUGAAACAAGACAAAACAAAUAUAUUUUUUCUAUUAACUUUAUAAGUUUUUUUCACGGUAUUGAAUAUUGUUCAUUACAAUGUUGAUGUUGUUUUAAUUGUUCUUUUUUUCUAUCAAUGUUGGGCAGAGAUUUGAAGUUUCUCUAUUUUAAUUUAUUUUAAUUAAUUAAAACAAAAUAAUAGAAAAUUGAUUUUUUUUAGUUUUGUUUUUCUUAUGACUAUUACAAAUUUCGUUUUUCUUUUUUUUGUUUUCUUUUGUAAAAAUUAUUAUUUAUUUGUAAAUUAAUAUUUUGAAGAUAUUUACUGAUAUUUACUACUUAUUUAUCAUAAGUAAUUUAAAGUUUGAAAAAAUAGUUCUAAAAAUGUUUAAGAGUUCAAUAUAAAAAAAGACACAGGAUUGACAACUGAUUGAUUUUCAAUUAUUGAUUAAUAUUCUAUUUGUUUAAUCGUUUGAUUUUGAUUGACUUCUAUCAAAUAAAUUGUAAUAUAAUCACAGGCUCAAUUGACUCUAGUUUAUAAUAUGAUCGAUAUAGCUAGAUGAAAAACAAAUGAUAAAAUGAAUAUACUGUUGCUUAAUUAAUUUUUAAUUUCUCAGAAAUACAAGAGAUCGGUUAUUCCAUGAAUGUCCUAUACUAUGCAGAUGGGUGAACUAGGUUAAAAUCUCAUAGAAAACAAAAAUUCAUUCAAGAUUAUAAGGAUGCCUUGUUAUGGAGUGCCAACGAGUAUAAAACACCUCGAAAUGCCCGAUGUAUAUAUUUGAUUUGAUGAAAAUGUCAUGUACAUAACUGAUAAUAGUAUUUCUAUUUCUCAACUGAAAAUUUCAAUCUAUUGCAAAUUCGACGUUACUUGUAUUGUAGGGCAUUUAUAUUAUGAUGGUCAAUGAUUAUAAAAAUAAUAGGUUCCGAUCGAAUCGAACUAAAUCGAUUUCGGAAAGUAUAGUAAAUAAUUAGAUUGAUUAAAAGCAAUAUUAUCAAGACACACCCACUUUUU